This is a messenger RNA of Musca vetustissima, 2933 nucleotides long. RefSeq names its product puromycin-sensitive aminopeptidase (gene Psa). Gene Ontology annotation, cellular component: cytoplasm. Bases 321 to 2924 code for a protein of 867 amino acids. NCBI's taxonomy places the organism in Eukaryota, Metazoa, Arthropoda, Insecta, Diptera, Muscidae. The transcript is spliced from 7 exons. The record is from RefSeq and is a predicted model, not a curated record. Gene Ontology annotation, molecular function: peptide binding; metalloaminopeptidase activity; zinc ion binding. Gene Ontology annotation, biological process: proteolysis; peptide catabolic process.
UUGCAGAUUUAUCUAAAUUAUGCUUAGAUAUACAAAAUACGGAUUUUUUUGAACAACAUCUGUGUAAAGAAAAUUGUCAUCUCAAUUCCCUAAUAUCGGGUAAACAAUUCGUUAAAGUGCAAAAGCAAUUUUAUCGUGACUAUAACGCUGCCACAUUUGGAAGACCAUCCUUAAAGAAUUGUGAAACACCAUUGCUGGGCGAUCUGUGUGAAAAGUAUCGCUCGAUUUUAAUACGAACAUCUGCUGAUUUGUCAUCCGCCGUUGACGUCGCUUCAUCCAAGGAUAUUUUAACCGCUGAGGAAAUAGAAAAUCUAAAGAAUAUGGCAUCCGACAAACAAAAGGAAUUUCAACGUUUGCCCACAAAUGUGACACCAUCUCAUUAUGAAUUGGAAUUGAAACCAAAUCUGGAAGCUUUCACUUUUGAGGGAAAGACCAGUGUACAAUUGAAAAUUAAUUCACCAACUAAUGUCAUUACCUUAAAUGCCUUGGAUAUCAGCAUUAGCGAAAGUGGUCUAGAAUUGAAUGGUGAAAUUUUGAAACCGAAAAAAAUCGACUAUUCCACCGAAAAUGAAACUGCUUCGUUACACUUCGAAAGGGAGUUGCCCGCUGGGGCGGAAGUUAAAUUAAAUAUGCAUUUUUCUGGUGAAUUGAAUGACAAAAUGAAGGGCUUCUAUCGCAGCAAAUAUUUUACUCAAGGCGGCGAGGAACGUUACGCUGGCGUAACACAAUUCGAAGCAACCGAUGCCAGACGCUGUUUUCCAUGUUGGGAUGAACCGGCCAUUAAGGCAACAUUUGAUGUCUCACUUGUUGUGCCCGAAGAUCGUGUUGCCCUAUCCAAUAUGCCCGUAGUGAAGGAGGAUUCAGUUGAAGGUGGUUUGCGUCGCAUUAGCUUUGAUCGCACACCCAUCAUGUCCACCUAUUUGGUGGCUGUAGUUGUUGGUGAAUAUGACUAUGUUGAGGGUAAAUCGGAAGAUGGUGUCUUGGUGCGUGUCUAUACCCCGGUUGGCAAAAAGGAACAAGGACUUUUUGCCCUGGAAGUGGCCACAAAGGUCUUGCCAUAUUACAAGGAGUAUUUCAAUAUUGCCUAUCCCCUGCCCAAAAUGGAUCUCAUUGCCAUAUCGGACUUCUCGGCUGGUGCCAUGGAAAAUUGGGGUUUGGUGACAUAUCGUGAAACCUUUGUUUUGGUUGAUCCCAAGAAUACAUCGCUAAUGCGCAAGCAAUCGAUUGCCUUGACAGUGGGUCAUGAAAUUGCCCAUCAAUGGUUUGGAAACCUGGUUACAAUGGAAUGGUGGACCCAUUUGUGGUUAAAUGAAGGUUACGCAUCUUUUGUGGAAUUCCUUUGCGUCAACCAUUUGUUCCCCGAAUAUGACAUUUGGACACAGUUUGUCACUGAUAUGUAUACACGUGCUCUGGAAUUGGACUCGUUGAAAAAUUCCCAUCCCAUUGAGGUGCCUGUGGGACAUCCCUGUGAGAUAGAUGAGAUUUUCGAUGAAAUCAGUUACAACAAAGGUGCAUCGGUUAUUCGCAUGUUACACGAUUAUAUUGGCGAAGCCGAUUUCCGCAAAGGUAUGCACACCUAUUUGAUACGCCAUCAGUAUAAGAAUACAUGCACCGAAGAUCUGUGGGCUGCUUUGCAAGAGGCCAGUUCAAAACCCGUGGCCGAGGUGAUGUCAACUUGGAUAAAACUGAAAGGUUUUCCCGUUGUUAGUGUGGAAGAUAAACAAUUGGAAGGCAAUAAACGUUUGUUGCGCCUAAGCCAAAGUAAAUUUACCGCCGAUGGUUCCAAACCUGAUGGUGAUUACAUCUGGGUGAUACCAAUCACUGUGUCUACCUCAAAAAAUCCCCAAAGCAUUGCCAAAACGUUCCUUCUUAACGAGAAGUCAAUGGAAGUGACAUUGGACGAUGUCAGUCCCGAGGAUUGGAUCAAAGUGAAUCCUGGAACUGUAGGAUACUAUCGUACACGUUACUCCAAAGAUAUGUUGGAAAAGCUAAUGCCAGCCGUUCGCAACAUGGAAUUGCCACCCUUGGAUCGUUUGGGUCUAAUUGAUGAUAUGUUUGCCAUGGUACAAGCUGGUCAGGCUAGUACUGCCGAAGUGUUGGAACUUAUCGAUUCCUAUCGUAAUGAAACAAAUUACACUGUGUGGACUGCCAUUACAAAUUCGCUGUCGAAUUUACACAUUCUUAUUUCACACACGGAUCUUAUGGACCACUUUAACAAAUAUGGAGAAAAAUUGUAUCGUCCAGUGGCUGAGCGUCUUGGUUGGGAGGUACGCGAUGGAGAAAAUCAUUUGGAUACACUUUUGCGCAGUCUUGUGUUGUCUCGUCUUGUAUCUUUCCGUUGCAAGGACAUCAUUGAUGAGGCCAAGAAACGUUUCCGUGAUCAUGCCAACAAUGUUUGCCCAGUGCCCGCCGAUUUACGCUCCACUUGCUACAAAGCCGUUCUUCAAGACGGCGAUGAAUGUAUAUUCAAUGAAAUGCUUGCAUUAUAUCGUGCCACCGAUUUACACGAAGAACAAGAUCGUAUUUCGCGUGCCCUUGGUUGUAUUGGCAAUGUUGAUUUAUUACGCAAAGUGAUCGAUUUUGCCAUGUCGGGUGAAGUUCGUGCCCAGGAUUCAGUUUUUGUCAUUGUUGCCGUAGCUGUUAAUCCCAAAGGUCGUGAUAUGGCCUGGCAAUUCUUUAAGGAUAAUCAUCAAAAACUCUUGGAACAAUAUCAGGGUGGAUUUUUGUUGGCACGUCUGAUUAAAUAUCUCAUUGAGAAUUUUGCUUCAGAACAACGUGCCCUAGAAGUUGAAGAAUUCUUUAAGACCAAACAAUUCCCCGGAACUGAAAGAACGGUUUCACAAGCUGUCGAAACUAUACGCCUUAACGCAGCCUGGUUAGAAAGGGAUCGCGAUUCACUGACUGCUUAUUUGAAGAAACAAUAAAUGUGCAUU